Molecule: messenger RNA, 1206 nt
Organism: Malus domestica (apple)
Lineage: Eukaryota; Viridiplantae; Streptophyta; Magnoliopsida; Rosales; Rosaceae
Product: putative disease resistance protein RGA1
Biological process (GO): defense response to other organism
Source: RefSeq, a predicted model, not a curated record
AUGACACAAAAUUAUCUUAAUGCAAAAGGGAAUGAGGAUGAGGGCGACACUGGUGAUGCUAUUUUUGAUGACUUAGUAGCACAAUCUUUUUUUCAAGAUUUGAAGAAAGAUAGCGUCAGUGGUAAAAUUAUAGGUUGCAAAAUGCAUGAUAUUGUCUAUGACUUUGUGCAAUCUCUCACCAAGAAUGAAUGUUCGAUCAUCGACGUUAAGGAUAUUGGCAAUGAGAUAGAGGUUUCGGGUGAAAAGAUUCACCAUUUGACCUUAAGGUUGAAACUUGGUGAGCCACUUCCACCUUCUAAUGCAUAUUAUAACUGCCAAAGUCUGCGUACACUCAGUAUUCUUUGUUCAUCGAGUCCUACGACAAUAGACUUCAAUUUCAUUUUACAAAUGAAAUGUCUUAGCACGUUAAAUUUGAGAAAUAAUGGCAUAAGCAAAGUCCCAAGGGAAAUUGGUGAUUUGAUACAUUUGAGGCACAUUGAUUUGUCAAAGAAUGGUGGUUUGAAUAUAUUGCCGGACAAUAUCAUACUUGCCAAAAGGGAUUUUGAGAUUAAAAACUUGAAAACUAUUGAUGAGUGUGUUUUGGUUUGUGGUGGUGAUGAUGAUACAGCAACAUUACGAUUGGGAGAUCUGAAAUUCUUGAACCUCCAGGGCAGUCUCAGCGUAAGAUUGAAGUGGAAUGUGAAAGAUGAGAGGGAGAUUGAGAAAGCACAGUUGUGGGACAUGAAGCAACUCUUUCAUCUCGAAAUUAAUUGUGAGUAUGAUCGUUACAAGAAGACAACCAGCACUGUUGAGAUACUGAAUGAAUGCAAGUUUUUGCCUCCUCUUGGGAAGUUGCCAUACCUUGAAAACCUGACUCUAUGGGGAAUGGAGAAGGUGAAAAAGGUUGGUAGUGAAUUUUUGGGAAUAGUCGACGAAGAAGAUGAAAUGUCAUUGAAAUCAUCAUCAUCCUCAUUUUUCCUGAAGUUGAAAGAACUCAAAAUCGCCUACAUGCCGGCGUUGAAAGAGUGGGAAGUAGGCGUGGAAAGGUGGCACAAAGAGGAUUCUGAAAUUUCAAUCAUGCCAUGCCUUUCCUCCUUAAAUAUCCAUCACUGCGAAAGCUUAACAACACUGCCAGACUUCCUCUGCAAAACACCUCUGCAGGAGCUUACCAUCUACAAAUGUUCGACACUUUCAAUGCGCUGUGAACAAGGCAGUGGAGAGGAGUGA